CAGGUGGUGCUGAUUAAUGCCAAUGCUCUGCUUGACACAUUGGAAAAUUACCUCAGAAAACAUGGGCAAAUGUACAUAGAUGAUCUUUCUAACAUCUGUUGAUUUAUUUCUACUGAGUUCCUCAAUGUCCACUGCCCUGAACCCUUUCACUCCAAGAUGAAAAGAUCAAUUCUCUGCUCUCUGCAUACAUUUAUUACAAGUUUGGCUUUGAUAAUUUUUUGUCAAUUAAAACGAUAUACCCAAGUUUAUUUCCUCCUUUCUUUUUCAUCACCUUUUUAUUUGAAUGUGUGUUAAUAUUGUAAGGAGAAAUUUCUUUUUGGUUAAACUAGGUAGUACAAGUACAUGUGCAUGUUUUAUUUUACCAUGUAACUCCUAUAACUGACAUAUUAUAUGUAUAUAGUAUGGUAAUGCUGUUCUGCUUACAACCAGGUGACACAUGUGCAGUGUUCAGACAAAAGCUGUUCACUUGAAGUUCAUCAUGAUUACUUAGCUCAGUGUAACUUAUUUGUUGUUGUUGUAGAUUUUGUACUGAAUGUAAAUCAAAAGUUUUGAGGGCAUACAGUAUUCUGGUAGGAGAUUUGGAUGGACCAAGUGAAAAGGGGUAGGUAUGAAGUUAUUUAAAGACAACAAUAUACCUGGUGAGAGUGCUUAAUUUCCCAAGCUGUGAGCUCAGUUUUAUUGUAGACUUGUUGUGACAGAAGUUUGGAUGGUUUUUUGGCCAUGCUAGGGGGUUUUCUCUUGGAUUCUCAGGUUUCCUUUCUUGACAAACCAGCCUGUGGUGCAGGUGUCUUAAUAGGGGUCAACAUUACAAGCUUGCGAUCCUUUAUUCCACUGCUCAUGUUUGGUUUCCAUGUAGCACUAGAAUGGAUGGAAAGGGGCCUCUCCUUUCUUUUGACUGUUGCUUACCCCCUUGGUACAAUUGCUUUUCUCUCCCCAGCUUUUCCAUUGCUGUAAAAAUCAAAGAUGGCAGCUUAAUUUUCACUAAGAAAAUACCGAGUACUCACCUACACCUACACCUACACCUACACCUACACCUACACCUACACCUGCUCUGCUGGCUAUCGAAAACCUGAUAAGCAGAUUGAUCUGUUCUGUCCUUUUUUGAACUGUCUCAUAGAUUAACAAGCAAUGUUUCUUUCCUGACUCAUUUAGUUGCUUUGCUACUUUGUAUGAUGGUCCUAAAAGUUGUCCUCAAGAGCGCCAUGUCCAUGUACUGUGUGAUACAGGCUACAUUGCACAUUUAAUCGGACGGGCAGAACCAGAGCUGGCUGAAGGGUAUGCAAUACUUGUAUCCUGUUGUGGCUCAUGUUGAGGCUUUUCAAAAGCAUAACCAUUAUUUUUCAUGUGGUUAUGGCCAUCUCCUUUUUCCUUUUCAUUUAACUUGGUUUUAUAAAAAAAGAAAUAAGGUUGAUCAGUAAAAACGAAAAGCUUUUCACUCACGGGAGCUUUAAGGAGCUCUGUCAUGAUAGGUUGUUUCUUGUGGUGCGAUAUUGCUGUUGGGUGAAAGAGUGUAAGAGUGCUAUCCCAUCCCCUGUGUGCCUUGGUGAGAAGAAGUGGUAAUUUAUCAUAAUCAAAAGCUAGGGAUGCUUUAAAAUGCCUGUAAGGCAUCAGUGGAGAAGCUCCGCCAACCCCUCUCUAUAGAGAGAACCUUGCUUAAAGCACUACUUCUUUUAGAUUCGUUCCUGAAUUUUUUCUUAACUCUUUACAUCCUAACAUCAGCAUGUAUAUUCUCCAUACUGUUCUUGAUACAUUUCCUAUGGCUCUGACAAGGAGAUUUAAGUUAAAACUCAAGAGCUGUUCAAGUUGAUGAGCAUUUACUCCAUUUUUCUUGAGCUUAAUGUUUGGUUUAGCAGUGAUGCCUUAGUGAGAAAUUAGAUGCUAGUCACCCUUAGAGGUUAAAGGGUUAAGAGUGUGGCGUACCGCUAAAGUAGAUUCAAAACACGUUAUUAACAGAGUACUGGCUUCGAUUCAUAAGCUUGUCUUUUAUGUGUUGUGAUAGGAGGAGAGAAAGGCAUGCUAAGACACUGGACAUUGCCCAGGAAGAGGUGGGAAAAUUUUCGAUUUAAGUUUGUUAGAACUUCUAGGUGGUGUCAAUCGGUUGCUUUAUGUUGGAGGAUGUUCUUUCCACUUACCAAUAUCGUUAUAUUCCCUAAAACUACUUUUCCGCAACAAGGUUAGCUGGUGGUUAGUAUCGGUGAGGCUUCUUUCCGUACUAAAUUAAACCAUCUUGUUUUCGGUCCAUCUUGAAGGUGUUAACGUGUCUCGGUAUUCACCUGUGGGAAAGACUUCAUCGACUGUGGCAGAAACUGAGGGCUGAGGAGCAAACGUGGCAGAUGCUGUUUUAUCUGGGGGUGGAAGCUCUAAGGAAAAGUUUUGAGGCAAGAUAAGAGGCGCUUUCAUUUUAUUUGACUUUCUAUUCAUUAUUUGCUGAGGAAUAGUUGGAUUGACAAGAGUUUGAAUAGAACGAUUGAUUGAAUAAACAAGAACCGAAUUCCUUAGCUUCACGGAACGAUCAACGGAAGCUCUAACUGUUAACCCAAUCAAACCAAAAUCAUAUGAAGGUAUGCAAAAAAGAAAACAAACAAACAAAAAACAGAAAUGAACAAACGAAGGAACAAACGAUCCACAGUAGUUACGGAGUGAAAUAAAAGAACGAGCGAACAAACUACAUGAUCAAACGAAGAAAAAAAAGCCAGGUUAUUUUACCUGUUGGUUAUCUUUACGUAACUUGACUAUAGUUCCAGCAACAAGUAAUGUUGGUUGGCGAUGUUUUGCGUUUCUUUUUACAUGGGUGUCGUUUCGACUUUGUCAGGUGGCGGUUGAAGAAAAGCAAGGCAUUAUCACGCCUGGAACAAGUCGUCGAAGAGAUUUCUGAGGCAGAGAGAGCCAAGGAACUCAGAAGAGAGCAGAAACGAUUGAAAAAGAAAGCGAGACGCAAAGAGAAAUGUAAAUGUGGUACUCACUUAACUAUCUCGACAGCGAACAAUGAACUGCAAGCAGAGGAAACUGCGAAAAACGAGGAGGAAUUGGAAGAGGAAGAGGUAUGUACGAAUGAGAUCGUGGAAGAGACAAGGGAAAUGAAUGGACAUGGCGAUAGCUGUGAAGAUGAUGAAGAUGACGGAGACAGUGGCGGUUCACCGUGCAGUUGUGAAGACUUGAGCAACUGUGAGCGAAGCAAGAGCAAAAAAUCGGUUUUUAGGAAUGGUGACUGCGGGUACGUAUCUUUUCCAGGUUACCAGACCCAGUUGCUCAAAGGGUGGCAAACGCUAUAUAAAGGAUAAAUUGCUAUCUAGCGGAUAAGUGUGAAGUAAAGGUGCAGGGCUAUCCAAUGGACAGAUAUUUAUUUAGUGGAAAGUGUUAUCCAACCUUCAAACAACCGGGGCCAGAUUGUUAGCAUCGAAAACACUUUAUUGUAGCUUGUUACGGAGAAAGUUGAUAAAGUACUUCAGAGUUAAUCCGACGCUAAAAUUGCUAGUUGCCUUUCCUGGUUGAUCUUUUCGCCUUAAAAUAAGUAUGUAGAAGGUGAGUAGGUGUAUAUUGUCCAUACUUUUCGCUUUACGUUUCCUAAGGAAAUGACGAGGAGAAUAUUUGAAACAAUCGGGAGCUUCUCAUUUCCUUUGUUCUCAUGACUUUAAUGCUUGAUUCAUGGAUGAUGCUGAUAAAUUAGAGUCUAGACGCAGUAUUGGUUUAAAGGUUGAAAAGCAUUUGUGCUGUAAUCCCAGCUAUUUUCCUUUCAUUUAUUGACUUGAAGUGAUCUGUUGUAGGUACGUAGCAGAGUACAAUAAAUGGUCCAGGAUGGUACACCAGAGUGGAGACAUGUGUAAUCAUGGCGAAGAUUCUUCGACGCUAGGAGGAGAGGAAGAGGAUAUAUGUACAGAUUGUUUGAGUGGGAGCCCAAUUAGUGGUGGAUCUCCACAGAGCAAUAAUGGAAAGGGAAGAAAGAAGAAGGGCAAAAACAAGGAGAAGAAGGUAAACAUAUAAGCCUCCUAUCCACACCCCUUCACGAUGCUUGAUUAGUUAUCUCUUUUCACUCCCAUGAGCGACCAAGAGAGAAUUUCUCCUAACAAUAUCAAUACAAUCUCCAUCAGACAAGUAGUGAGAAUAAAGAAAAAUAUCAUUUAGGGGAUUAUAAGUUGAUCCAAUAUCAAAUUCUCUAAACUAACAUCGCAAGAACUGUAUGGCAGACAGUUAGGAGAAUUACAAAUGAGAUCUUGGGAGUUAAAGGGUUAUUGUGCGGUAGUUUCAAUCGUCAUGCAAUGUUGUUACUCUUACCAAGGCGGUCACACUUUUUUGCCGUGUGAAGCUUGCGUGACUAAAGGAAAGAUGCCAAAUGUAAAAAUGUAAUUUUUUCCUUCAAAUCGUUACUUUGUUCUUCCUUCACAUUAUUCAUUCAUUCAUUCAUUCAUUCAUUCAUUCAUUCAUUCAUUCAUUCAUUCAUUCAUUCAUUCAUUCAUUCUUCAUUCAUUCAUUCAUUUUUCAUUCUUCUUUUAGUUCUAAAUCUCUAUUUAGCAAAACUCGCCGAGACAUGAAAAGCAAGAAAAGCUUGUAGAAAAUAUUGAUGACGAAGAAAAACGGCUCCUGAAGCUAAUGGGUUGGAAGGAUGGAGGAACAGAGUCAAUGGUGAGUUAUUUUUUUAACUAUACUUCCGUCGCUCUAUGGCGAUUUAGGUUUUCCUGGGAUCCGAUAACCCCAAGGGUAGAAUAUCCCCUGAUCUCAAACUUCCUGUUGCGUCACGAUUUGUGCUUCUUGAAAAAAGAAAGCUUAAGUUUAGAUAGUCUUUUUAAUUUUUAUGUACAGUCAACACUUAAAUCUUCUCCAUCCUUAGCUAUCUUUACUUCAUCCUAGUUUAUCUUUAACUUAUCUUCGUUUGUCUUUAUUAUCGUGUUAGUAUUUUUCACGUAUUCUCCGUCACGUUGUGCACCACUGAGCCAGUUGCGACUGGUCACGCGAUCAUAAAUUAAUGCGAGAGGUUACGUCACACAAAUGUAUAUCGGGAUCGUGAACAACAGGACGCUUUUCUCUCCUCAGAUUGGUAUACUAUCGAUUAACCUUUGUCGUCUUUUAUCUUCAUUUUACAUCAUAGGAGUGUUUUUCGUCGGAGGAAGAUCUCUGUAUAUCCGAGCAGGAAAUUCUACGGUUCAAAGCGAACCAAUCGUCAGUGUCCCAGCAGCGACGGAAGCUUCGAGAGAAACUUCGCCAACAAUUUAACAAUUUGACGCUUAAGAAGGGUCUUAACGUCGCUAUUGUUCAUUAG
This is a messenger RNA of Pocillopora meandrina, 5254 nucleotides long. Lineage: Eukaryota; Metazoa; Cnidaria; Anthozoa; Scleractinia; Pocilloporidae. The record is from the annotation of a GenBank genome assembly.